CCCACUCACCCAAUACCCCGUAUUUUCUCUCUCUACACUUUCACUUUCUCUCUCUAGAAACCUUCUCUCUAAACAGUUUAUUAUAUUUUUUUUCCAAAUCCUUUAUAAAAUCACCAGUAACUCUCUGAUUUGAAAACUGAGGGUUUUUUUUUUCUGCAAUUUUUUUGGAACUGAAGGUUUACUAAUGGUUAUGGAGGAUAACGAAGGAAAUAAGAAGAGAGCCCGGGAAGAGUCAGAGGCUAACUCGGUGCCCAAUACAAAACUCGCUCGAGUUGACUCGGACGAUAAUAAGGGUCCCGACUCCGACUCUCCCGAGGCUACUCGUGUAGAACCUGAUCCUGAUGAUGGAGAAGAUAAUUUGCCGGAAACAAGGCAUAUACCGGAGGAAUUGCUGAACAUCCUCGACGAUUCAGAUCCGGUUAGUGGACCAGUUCCGGCGAUUCAGGGACUCGAUUCGGUCAUCAGGAGUUUCGAAGAAGAGAUCUUAAUUCCGGAACAGGUGGCUUUACCGGAAAUGGUAUUGGAUUCCGGCGAGUCGAGGCCGGAGUUAGGGUUUCUGUUUGAAGCUUCGGAUGAUGAACUGGGUCUGCCACCGAGUUUACCGGCGGUUGAGGUGGAGCAGAGAUUUGAGACAGCCUUUGAUGUGGAUGAAGGUGGAGGGUCAGGUGGCGUUGGAUUUGGGGAAAUGAUGGGGAAUGAGUUCCCGAUUCCGAUCUACGAACCGUUUGAAUUCGGAAUCGGCGUUGACUCAGAUACCAAUAACAGUUUCCAUAGUAAUAAUACCGGCGAUUUCGUGGCGUUAGGAGGUUUGUUUGAACCGGCGGCUGAUAUUUCGGAGCUGACGUGGCGGCCUGAGUCACUUUCCGCCUUGUAGUGAAAAUUAAAUAAAUAAAAAACAACCGAAACGGUUCGUUUUGGCUCCGUAUACAUCACGUGGACAUAUUCGUUUUUUUUGGGGGUAAUUACACAAAUAUACAUGUGGUCUAGAUUUAGUUUUAAGCCUGAAAUAUCAGUUCUUAAUCGUAAUAAUACGACAUUUAUUUAAAAA
Molecule: messenger RNA, 1048 nt
Organism: Gossypium raimondii (Peruvian cotton)
Lineage: Eukaryota; Viridiplantae; Streptophyta; Magnoliopsida; Malvales; Malvaceae
Exons: 1
Coding region: 185-874 (229 amino acids)
Source: RefSeq, a predicted model, not a curated record